Penicillium cataractarum is the source of this 1539-nucleotide messenger RNA. RefSeq lists its product as uncharacterized. Bases 1 to 1539 code for a protein of 512 amino acids. The record is from RefSeq and is a predicted model, not a curated record. Lineage: Eukaryota; Fungi; Ascomycota; Eurotiomycetes; Eurotiales; Aspergillaceae. The transcript has 2 exons.
AUGAACGACACAUUAGCUCGUCGUGAUGAUACGACUUGCGAGGGGUCGAAACAGUGGUAUGUCUGCUCAGCUGGGAAUUUUCGCGGCUGCUGUGCGAGCGAUCCUUGCUCUUCGGGGAUCUGCUUUGACGAUAACGUGAGCCUUUUGCAUUUGACGAGUGCAGCGAGUUCUACGACGUCUACAACAUCAAGCAAGAGCACAAGCACGACCACCGGUAUAACUACGAGCACUGUCUCUGCUCUACCUUCCACGACGGACUCACAUACUUCUUCUUCAACGUCAGUCUCUUCUAAUGAUACCUCUGCCCCAGCAGCCACCACUAGCACGGAAUCUUCGACUGCUACUUCGACUGCUACGGCUACAUCUUCAGUAGCUGCGGCGGCGUCGACCGGUACUCAUUCGCCCAGCAAAGGACCCAUCAUCGGUGGAGUAGUCGCAGCGAUCGCCGCCCUGAUACUCAUUAUCCUGCUCUUUUGGCUGUGCAGGCGACGGAGAAAGAUACUUGGAAAAUCAUAUACAUUCCACCUGCGGCGGUCUCCAUCGACCAAGUCCUUGCAUAAUCGUGAAAUGGCCUCUGUCUCCAAGACAGAGCUGUCACUUUUAGAGACGAAUUCGGUUAAACUGCCAAAUGAGUCUCCUCAUAACAGCCAAACAACUUCACCACCAUCCAACCCGAACCCAAACUCCAAUCUCUCAACUCCCGGCUCAACUACAGCCCUAAGUCUGAAUGUCUCAAACUUCUCACCCGACCCAUCGGAAUUCUCAACUCUCAGCUCGGGAGUCCUCACUACUUCAUCAGGCGGCUUCGUCCGACUCCCACCCCUACGAAUGCCAUCGCCACUCCCAAUACCAACACCACCCAACGAAAUACCAGCACCUAUCCCCAAAACCGAAUCCCAAGCCGCCGAACUCUCAGACACGGGCUUCUACAGACAACGCGCCGAACUAGCAGCCCAUUCACAAAGCGAACUUAUAAACAUCCCUCCCGAAAGAAGACGGCGCAAUAAAAGUACCCUCGCACAGGCCCAUACUGCUGGUCACUCAUGGGAGUCUUCACCUUCGUCGAGUAAUAGCAGUGGUAGCAGCGAGUCGAGCCCCCGAUCAGCGGUUGACAAGAACGGCAGCUCGACACUUAUUACUCGAGCUACUGCCCGGAGAGUUGUUACUAGAGACGGCGUCGUCAUGGGUGCGAAUCUAGAUCGAUACUCGACGAUUAGGGAUCCUGAGCGUGGGGGAAAGGAAAAGGGGGAAAAGAGUGAUUCUGGGCAAGACCAUGUUAUGAGUUUUAUGACUUUUGGUGGGAGUGAGGUUGAGAUGGUGCAGAGGGUGCCUAGUUCUGGGCAGGUGAAUGGGUUAGUGGGUAAUGCUGGAGAAAAUGUAAAUGCGCAGAGGCUGGUGUCUGGGAAUGUUCUUCAGGAUGUUGGUGCUUCGCCGAUUCGGGAGGCUCCGCCUGCUUAUGAUGCUGGGGGUGUGUCGCCGAAGCAGGAUGAAAAAUCUCCGUCGGGGACGAUUGGAUUGGGUAUUAAUAGGAGGGGGUGA